UAGUACUCUCUGCCGCCGCCGCUGCCGCGGGUCCUCCUCCUCCCCUCCCCGGCUGGGGCCGGCUCGGUCUUCUGUCCCUCUGUCCCUCUGGGCUGCGGCGCGCGGAGCCGUCGGGGCGGGCGCUGGGAUGAAGGCCGGGAAGGCGUGGUGGGCGCCCGUGCACCUGGCGGUCCUGCUGAGCCUGGGGGGGCUGCGCGUGGACCUCGAGCUGGGCCUGCGGCUGCCCCCGGCAACGCCCCCAUCCCGGGAGCCCCCCAAGGCCGAGACGGCGGCGGGGCCGCGGCUGCUGCGGGAGCUGCGUGCGCUGGGGGCGCCCUUCAUCCCACGCACGCACGUGGCCGCGUGGCUCGUGCACCGCGUAGCCGCGGCUGGGGGCCAAGCGCCUGGGGACCCCGGCGGCAGCGGCGGCGGCGGCGACGAGAACCAGGAGCCUGAGGCGGCCCCGGAGGUGGCCCCGCAGGAGAAUGAUGGGGACGAGCCCGACCCAGCCUUGGCUCUGAAAGAUGUCUUCCAUUGGAUGGCGCCCCACAUGGAGAAUUCCCUGGAGGGCAUCCCAGACUUCCCCGAGCAUCUGGAAGCCGGGCCGUUCCUGGGUUCCUCUGUGGGGGAAAGAUGGCAGGACUUCCUGUCCCUGCCUGAGCCGCUGGACGUCUCCCCGGCCGGUGACAGCAUGGACGCAGCCUGGCCGUAUGGGACGAACCUCAGCCGGGCCAUCAGCCACAACGUGAGCCUCGGCGAGGCUGUGCUGUGGGGCGCUGAGGCCUCCGAGAGGGCCGCCGGGGCCUGGUCGCCGGAGGGGCCGGAGGGGGCCGAGGCCAGGGCCCGGGACCCGCUCUUCGAGCUGGACGAGGUCGGCCUCCCGGCGCCGGGCCUGGACGAGGGCUUCGAGAGGCUCUUUGAGGAGGCCGACUCCGAUUCGGGCCUCUCCCUGGACUCGAGCCUCAGCAGCGCGUCGGGGGCGGCCGGCGGCGAGCCGCCCUGCCGGGACGAGGGGGCGGCGGGGGGCCACGUCCUGCACAACCACACGUACCCCGCGGCGCUGCGCGCCGGCCUCCCCUUCUCGGCCGAGGAGAUCGCCAGCAUGCCGGCGGAGGCCUUCCAGGGUGUGCUGGCCGGAGGCCGGCUGAGCGCCCCGCAGGUGGCGCUGCUGCGCGACAUCCGCCGCCGCGGCAAGAACAAGGUGGCGGCCCAGAACUGCCGCCGGCGCAAGCUGGACCUGCUGCUGGGCCUGGAGCGCGAUGUGGGCGCCCUGCGGGCCCGGAGGGACGGCCUGCGGCGGGAGGCGGCGCGCUGCCACAAGGCCCUGGGCCUGCUGCGCCGGCAGCUCCACGCGCUGGCGCGCCGCGUCUUCCGCCGGCUGCACGACCAGCAGGGGCGCCCGGUGGACCCCGCGCUGUACGCCCUGCGCUGCGGCCGCGACGGCAGUGUCCUCGUCGUGCCCAAAGAGCCGGCGGCCCCCGGCCUCCGCAGAGACACCCCCAAAGAGAACGGGGGCCGAGGGGCGCCUCCGGGGGCCGCCGGCCAGGAUGGACCAAACUCCCUGGAGGCCCGCUAAGGCCGCGUCUCCCAGACCGAGGCAGCGGCCAUAAGGCGGGUCCCAGCAGAAGGGCCGGCCUUCCUGCGCUCCGUCACCUUCUCCGGCCGGCUCCUGGGAGGCGGGACUCGAACUGGGGUCUUCCGACGGCCAUCCGGCACAGCGCCCGGCCGGGCUUUUCCUUUUUUUUCUGUGUACUUUUUAUGUACUUGUCUUGCUAUGAAAAUAAAUGCUGUAUUGGUAGAA
Molecule: messenger RNA, 1780 nt
Organism: Monodelphis domestica (gray short-tailed opossum)
Lineage: Eukaryota; Metazoa; Chordata; Mammalia; Didelphimorphia; Didelphidae
Gene: NFE2L3
Product: NFE2 like bZIP transcription factor 3
Biological process (GO): regulation of transcription by RNA polymerase II
Cellular component (GO): nucleus
Molecular function (GO): DNA-binding transcription factor activity, RNA polymerase II-specific; RNA polymerase II cis-regulatory region sequence-specific DNA binding
Source: RefSeq, a predicted model, not a curated record